ACAAAGUCUACAGGCUUUACCCCGUGAAUUAACUAGUACUUUUACUUAUUUUUCAAGGCUAUGUCGUUCGCAGAUAGCUUUUGGACACAGGACUACGAGCUGGGGUUCAAUGUGUUGUUUGAACAGCUCUAUGAGGGGAUCUAUGAGGACGAAGACUUCAUUCAUUUGUUCACCGCCAGAAUGGACCUGGAGCAUCUAUACGGGACUCAAUUGAACUCUAUCAGCACCCAGAAGAGCGCCAGCACCCGCUACAACAACGAUGACCACGUGUCGCUGAUGAAGAACUCGUUCCAGAAGAUGAACGAGAACUUUGGCCGUCAGGGGGACUACCAUGUGCAAGUUGCUCUGAACAUUCGUCAAAUGGUUUUGGAGCCAUUUUCCCAAUGGUGCAAGGAACACAAGCAACGGGUGGAAUAUUCCGAGCUGACUCUCUUGGAUAAACAUAAGCAAUUCCGUGCUGCGAGAGCGCAGUUGGAGAAACUCCAGAAAAGAUACUUCAACAAGUGUCGGAUGUUGGAAGAAUUCAAGGCUCAUUACACUGAAGAGGAAUUGGCUGAAGAGACGAGAGAUGCAGCAGAAGCCGAGCUCCAUGCCGAAGAGGAAGCUGCAGCUGCCGCCAAUACCAGCGUCUCCGAGGACGAUGACACUGGUAGGUACCAUUUUGGGAACGCCACGUAUGACACUCCGACAUUGAAACAACUUCUCAUUGAUCUUGUUCAAGGGGUGGAACGUAAAUCACACAAGGUUGCCAUUCUUGGUACAUACCACAAUGUUUCCACUGGCAGUGAUAUCACCCAAUGGCUUUUGGACAAUAUGGAAGAGUUCAACCGAAGCAUUGCCAAGGCCGAGACUUUCGGACAGGAUCUUGUGGCUCAAGGUUUCAUUAGAUUGAUUGGAUCCAUGGGGGGUAAGAACUUCAUCAAUUCCUCUCAGUUCCACUACCAAUGGAAGCCAAUAGUGUUUCAAAUGACUGGAAUCAAUGAGAAUGGACCUACCAACGACCAACUGGUGACUGGUGACAACAAUAACAACACAACCACCGCCGCCGCCGCACAUAACAAUAACAAGAACUCUGCCAAUAUUGCCGCAUAUCUUGAAGAUAUGAAACAAGCGAUUGGAGUGAACACCGUUGAUUUCAACGACCGAUCACAAUACACGCGUCUUAUGACUGAUGUAAGUGCCUUGGACGCCAAAUACUACGAAGCAACUGUUGCGCUUGAUAAGCAAAGGUGCGAGUUUGAGGAACUUAUCAUGGACCAUUUAACUUUUAUGCAAAAAUGUGAGCUAGACCGCAUGAAGGCCGUCAAGAAGGCCACGUUUGACUUUUUAGGGUGCAUGUCCAACAAGGUUGCGGCCAUGAAACUGACAUGUGAAGAAUUGUUGGUUUUAGAAGAAACAAUCAACCCAGUUAAUGAUUUGAAGUUCUUGAUCGAGAACUACGCCACAGGAAGAUUCAAGCCAAAUGUGGUGUUGUACGAUAAUUACUAUGACUCCAAUGUUAAGCAAACAUUUGGAGUGGACCUUGCUGUGAAAUCUCGUUUGGAUCGUAAGGUUGUUCCAGUAAUCAUCCAAUGUAUUCUUUCUCAUUUGGAUAAGCAGUAUCCUGACUUGACUGAUGACGAGGAAAGAGUGAACUUAUGGACCAAGCCAGUACAUUUGUCUGAGGUUCAUCAACUUCGGUUUGCCUUGAAUGAUGAGACUGACCCAAAUAAGAUUAACGAAGCACUUGACAAGACUUCUCCAUUGGUAAUCACAAAUCUUUUUAAACUUUAUUUAAUGGAACUUCCAGACUCCAUCAUUCCAUGGAAUUAUUACGAUUUGAUCAAAUCUCUUUAUCUGAACUAUCCUCCAUCAGAAUCUACUUCUGUCAAUGACUCACGUAUUAAUGGACUUCAGAACGUCUUGGUGGAUCUCCCCAAGUGUAAUAUUGCCACUUUGGAUGCCUUAUUGACCCAUCUCACGCGUCUCAUACACAUCAUUGGUUCUAAGAACGAUAAACUUGCCAGUGAAUUCCAAAAUAAGCUCUCGCGUGAGUUUGGUACAUUGGUGUUGAGACCUAAAAUAGAUGCGUCUCUGAAUACAGACUCAUAUCUCAACGACAAGCAUCAAUUCAACUUCUUGAGUGAUUUGUUUGAACAUAAGGAUAGAAUAUUCACUGAGCUCAGAAGAAGAAGUUCCACUAGAGUGGCGAGCGGAAGCAACCAUCCACUGGGUAAUGGUAGAUCGAAGACUCAAUCGCCAACCACAAGUCUCAAGAAAACUGCUUCUAAGAAUAGGCUCGAAUCCAGACUCCAACAUGCAGUAAGUAAAACCGCCAAAAAGGAAGACCUGAAACAAACUACAGAGGCGGAAGAGACCGCCCCGGUUUCAACUGAACUCCCCUCUCUUCCUAGCACACCAAUUUCGUCAACUCUGUCAUUGAAGAGAUCAACGUCACCCAACAAAAAGAAACUUUCAGAAUCCCCUGGAAGAUCAAGACCAGUCUCGCUGAGACCAGCAAAGAAAGACGUCAUUUUCGAUGGCAAUAAUUCAUCAUAUGAGUCAAUCAAGGAGUCGGGACAACCUAAGUUUGCCCCAUCUCUUGGAAGAAAAACGUCUGUGAAGGACCUUGCAUCCCGAUUCGAUUCAACUAGUCCAGAGAAGAGAGAUAGAAGUCCCGACAAGAAGGCGGCUCCAGAAACCAUCGUUGUUGAUUAGUGAACUAUAAAUAGUACGUGUGCAAAUAGCACCCAGGUAUCAGAAUAGUCAGAAGGAAGGAUAUGUUCCCUUCAUGGUUGUUUUUUUUCUUCGAUCUAUAUAUGUAUGUAUGUAUAUAUAU
Messenger RNA from [Candida] anglica, 2818 nucleotides. The record is from the annotation of a GenBank genome assembly. NCBI's taxonomy places the organism in Eukaryota, Fungi, Ascomycota, Pichiomycetes, Serinales, Debaryomycetaceae.